Messenger RNA from Phascolarctos cinereus (koala), 1314 nucleotides. RefSeq names its product enoyl-CoA hydratase 1 (gene ECH1). NCBI's taxonomy places the organism in Eukaryota, Metazoa, Chordata, Mammalia, Diprotodontia, Phascolarctidae. Gene Ontology annotation, molecular function: delta(3,5)-delta(2,4)-dienoyl-CoA isomerase activity. Gene Ontology annotation, cellular component: mitochondrion. The record is from RefSeq and is a predicted model, not a curated record.
GUGUCACCCCACCCCCACCCCCACCCCCCGGCCCGCACACUGUAGUCACGAUGGCUGCUGCGGCCUCUGCCUCCCGCGGGCUCCGGAGCCUCCUGCUGCGGCGACUGGCGGCCAGCCACAUGCCACAGCUCAGCUUUCGGCCUGUGAGCUCCUCUCAGGAGCUCUCAGCGUCCCAAGCAAAGGAACACGACUAUGAGUCCCUCAAAGUGACCGAAGCUGGGGACCACAUCCUGCACGUGCAGAUAAACAGGCCGGAAAAGAGGAAUGCGAUGAACAGGGCUUUCUGGAGGGAGAUGGUAGAAUGUUUCAACAAGAUUGCUCAGGACUCCUACUGCAGGGUUGUGGUGCUCUCAGGAGCUGGAAAGAUGUUCACAUCAGGCCUUGACCUCAUGGAUAUGGGUGGGGAGCUGUUCCAGCCGCAAGGGGAGGACACGGCCCGGAUCAGCUGGAAUCUACGCCGCCUGGUCACCAAAUGCCAGGAGACCUUCACUGCCCUUGAGAAGUGUCCCAAGCCGGUCAUCGCUGCUAUCCACGGUGGUUGCAUUGGGGGAGGAGUGGACCUCAUCUCCGCCUGUGAUAUCAGAUAUUGUGCCCAGGACGCCUGGUUCCAGGUGAAGGAGGUGGACAUCGGUUUGGCUGCGGAUGUGGGGACGCUGCAGCGUCUGCCCCGGAUCAUAGGGAGCCAGAGCCUGGUGAACGAGUUGGCCUUCACUGCCCGAAAGAUGAUGGCCGAUGAAGCUCUGAGCAGUGGGCUGGUCAGCCGAGUGUUUCAGGACCACGAGGCCCUCCUGGCCGCAGCCUUUGCUCUGGCCACUGAAAUCUCCAGCAAGAGUCCGGUUGCUGUGCAGGGCACCAAAGUCAGCCUGCUCUACUCCCGGGACCACUCUGUGGCCGAAGGUCUCAACUUCAUGGCCAGUUGGAACAUGACUAUGCUGCAGACCGAAGACAUAACCAAGUCCAUCCAGGCCGCCUUGGAGAAGAAGGACCUGAAGAGUGUCACCUUCUCCAAGCUCUGAGCGCUCUUUGCCUUGCCCCUGCCCCCACCCCACCCCACUUGCAAAGAACUUUGCCACUCAGAGCAGCUUUUCUUAGAAAAUGUCCUCUGCCAGGGGGGCGGCCAGACCCCUCAGGGAGGGGGCCACUCACCCAAGGUCACCCAAGGCAGCAGUUUUGGGGAGGACGUGGAGACUGGAGCUGCAUCCCGCUGCCUGCACACCACACGGUUCCCACUGGCCGUCAGAAGGGCAUUCGUGUGUGCUGAGGCUGGUGGGGUGGGGGGGACGACCUAUCUCGGUAAUAAAGUCAUUCUGUUAA